Molecule: messenger RNA, 984 nt
Organism: Ilex paraguariensis (yerba mate)
Lineage: Eukaryota; Viridiplantae; Streptophyta; Magnoliopsida; Aquifoliales; Aquifoliaceae
Source: the annotation of a GenBank genome assembly
AUGACAAGUCCAGAGCUUCUCUCUCUCAUCUUUUUUCACCUCACUCUUGUCUUUUUUGUCUUGGAUCUUGCAAAUGCUCAAGGCUUGAAAGUUGGUUUCUACCAACAGACCUGCCCCUCCGCCGAGGCCAUUAUCAAGAACACAACAGCUCAAUACAUCUCUCGAGCACCAAGCCUUGCCCCUGCAUUGCUAAGAAUGCAUUUUCAUGACUGUUUUGUUAACGGAUGUGAUGGUUCUGUUCUCAUAAACUCCACCAAGAACAACGUAGCCGAGAAAGAUUCAGCCCCCGACUUAAGUUUAAGAGGGUUUCAAGUGAUUGAUGGUGUCAAAAUUGCAGUAGAAAAAGAGUGUCCUGGAGUUGUUUCUUGUGCUGACAUCUUGGCCUUAGUUGCUCGAGAUGCAGUUUCCAUGAUCAAAGGACCAAAUUGGCCAGUGCCCACGGGACGAAGGGAUGGAAGAGUGUCAACGGCCCAAAAUGCCUUGAAUAACUUACCAUCUCCAUUUUCCAAUAUAACUCAACUACAAGCAUCUUUUGCCUCAAAGGGUUUGAGUGUAAAAGACCUUGCAGUUCUAUCUGGAGCCCAUACCAUAGGGAUCUCUCACUGCUUUCCCGCCGUCACGAUCCGAUUGUACAACUUCACUGGCAAAGGUGACACUGACCCAACAAUUGAUCCGAACUAUGCAGCUGUGUUGAAAAAAAUAUGUAAACCGGGCGAUUUGACUACGCUGGUUGAGAUGGAUCCUGGAAGCCGCAAAACAUUUGACACUCAUUAUUACAGUAUAGUAAGUAAAAGAAGAGGACUGUUUCAAUCUGAUGGAGCUCUUCUCUCAGACAGUGAAACAAAAGCUUAUGUUCUGAGUCAGAUUUCAAGUGGAUCCACUUUUUUGAAAGACUUUGGACCUGCCAUGGUGAAGAUGGGUAAGAUUGGGGUUCUUACUGGUAAGUCUGGUGAAAUCAGGAAACGCUGUGCCUUUAUCAACUAA